CUCAACGCAUCAAUGGAAAAGCAUUUGUUGAAUUAACAAAAGAAGAUCUGCAAUCAAUGGGAAUAAAAAUUGGUCCCCAGAAAUUAAUACUAAAAGUAUUAAAUUCAAUAAAAUUGCCAAAUUCGAUUCCUAAUGAAACAGGUAUAAUCCAGGUUAAUUCUGAUAUUAAUUCAUUGCAGCAAUCAUGCAUUACGUCACAGCCUGUAACUAGCACAGCGAGUACUUUGUCCCAGCCUGGAAGUAGUGCCGUUAAUUUUUCUACAAUUGAU
Messenger RNA from Cotesia congregata, 269 nucleotides. NCBI's taxonomy places the organism in Eukaryota, Metazoa, Arthropoda, Insecta, Hymenoptera, Braconidae. The record is from the annotation of a GenBank genome assembly.